Menidia menidia (Atlantic silverside) is the source of this 1422-nucleotide messenger RNA. Lineage: Eukaryota; Metazoa; Chordata; Actinopteri; Atheriniformes; Atherinopsidae. The record is from the annotation of a GenBank genome assembly.
UGAUUCCCCCCGCGUCACCUUCCGCUGAAUGUCAAUAUCUUUGGGAGAGAAGUUUCAUCCUCGCGCCCUCCAUUCCCCUCCUCGAGCUCCUCUCUCGCGCCCCGCCUCGCGCCAGCUGCACACCUGAGCCGCCGCGGGUGAGAAAAGGAAAAACAGGCAGCAUGGGAGAGGCACCGGUCAGAGAGGAUGGCACAGUGACACGAUCAGCAGAGUAUGUGGGCUCAUUUCCUGUGGAUGACUGCUGUUUGGACGACCAGAUAGAGCAACUGCACAGACAGCUGAAGUCCCUCAAAGGAUGCAGGAGGCGGCGGCCGGUGUCCCUCAAGUUCUCCGUCAAAGGCGUGAAGAUGUACAACGAGGACGAGACGACCCUGCUGAUGGCCCACGCUCUGCGCCGAGUCUCUCUGUCCACCGCCCAGCCGGCCAACGCGCAGUUUGCCUUCGUCUCCCAUAACCCCGGCAGCCCCGACGCCCAGCUCUACUGCCACGUCUUCAAAGCCCGGCAUGCCCGAGCGGCCCAGUUCCUGAACCUGCUGCUGUGCCGCUGUUUCCAGCUGUCGUACCUGGAGAAGCAUCCUGACGAGGCGCAGGAGGACGCGACCGGCGCCGCGCCCCGUCGCAAACCCUCCCUGCUCAACCACGGCUUCCCCCUUAGUGUCAGCGCCCUGGUUUCCUUUCGAAGAGCUCCUUUUCGGGGGUUGUUGCUGGGCUCAAAGAAAUCUCAAAAACCUUCCGACGACAGCCAAGACGAUGUCUUUCCCGCCUCGUCUCCCUCUCUGAUGCGCAAGAAAGUCAUCCGCGCCAAAGGGCUGCGCUCGGGCGCUUACCGCUCUUUCACCUGCACGCCGCUCAAACAGCGCGCCGUUCAGGAGCGGCUGGGCGCCUCACAAGAAAAGGAUCCAGAACACAGACCAGCCAAGCGGUCCCGGGCUCCGAGCCUGGCCGAGACAGAAGAAGCUCUGGCUCAAGCUGUGUGGUGUUGGGCUGGCAUCGCAGCUGACAGCAGCUACUCCCUCCUGGCAGAUGACGUCCUGGGAUCGUACCUUCUCUGCCCACACCCGAAAAAGCCCAAAUGCGGUUCCCUCAUCAUUCGCCUCCCGUCCGGCCUGACCGCCCACCUCAUAGAAAACACCCGUAAAGGGAAAUUCUCUCUCGAGAAAUGCAAGCUGGAGUUCAUUUCAAUUGCCGAGCUGAUCGAUCACUACACGGAGACCCAGGACGAGCUGCCGUGUCUGCUGAGCUGUGCACGGGUGAACCACUGCUACGAGUGGGAGGAGAGUGCCCACACUGAGCCCACUGUGAAGCUGCACAGAAGCCCAAACAGAGUCAAAACGAAAAGCACACACUGACCGGAGUCGCUGGGGAAUGGAGGCCGCCAACCUGUGUCGAUGCAAAAUAAGUGACAGGCAUUUUUUUUUUUUU